Homo sapiens (human) is the source of this 1233-nucleotide messenger RNA. Its product is annotated as ATP synthase subunit ATP5MJ, mitochondrial-like. The transcript has a single exon. The record is from RefSeq and is a predicted model, not a curated record. The coding region runs from base 911 to 1087 and encodes 58 amino acids. NCBI's taxonomy places the organism in Eukaryota, Metazoa, Chordata, Mammalia, Primates, Hominidae.
AGAGAGUGAAAAAUCUCCUUAGAAAAGACUUUUCAGUUAAUGACAGUGGUGAUUCUAGGAUUAUCUUAAGUUCACUGUGGUCUUUUCUUUAGAGGUGGUAGAAUGCCCAACUGUUCCAGUUUGUUCUGGAUAGGGGAGUGUCCCAGGAUGAAGGACUUUCGGUGCUAAAACCAGAGAAGUCCUGGGUAAAUUGGGACAAGUUGGUCACCUAGAUCAUGGUGAUAUUUGACUCCUUUCCUGUUUUCAUCUGAUCAGGUAGGCUCCUCCAGAAGACAAAAAUAGCAUUCAAAGAAAAUUAUUAAAGGCCUGCUGAUGAACUGACAUCACCAUCAUCAUUUUAGUAAUAAUAAUAAUACUGUAAUAAUAAGCCAUAUUUAGAAGGAAACUAAAUAUCUUUCUAAGGAAAUUUCUAGCAAACCAAGACAAACACUACUGGGAUGAUUUUCACAAAAGAUUUACUCUUUGGAUGGUAAGCAAGCACUAAGAAAGUAGCUAUUCCAAUGGGGCAGGAGGAAGAAAAGAGAAGCUGGGGUGCUUGACAUAGUUCAGAUACUACAAAUCUGGUGCUCCUGAUCUACAGAAGGAAGUGUGGACAUAGACCCACACUGGGUGUGAGAGUAACAGGAAGAGGUGCAAGAGAGAGGUGAUUCCCCUCUAGAAAGUUUGGGGCAAGCCUGGAGGGGAUGCUGGCUUUGUGGGCUGUUGCCAGGAUAGUUGCUACCCACCUGUGCUCUGGCCUGAACCUGGCUGAGUCAUCACCCAGAAUGCUGUGACAAGUGGGAGUAAUUAUAGCCCAGGAGGACAUGGAAGCAUCAAGUAAUUACAGCCGAGGGGGACACGCCCUGGGCUAUGGCGCUGCUGUGCACAGAGCACGAGGCAAGGUACAGGCAGGUGUGGGCAAAAGGUAUAGAUGCUUCAAAGUAUUAUUAAAAAUGUGUGGAUCCCCAUGAAGCUCUACUAUACUCAAGUUUACCAGGAUAUUUGGGUAGGAAUGGGGCUGAUGAGCCUCAUCAUUUAUAAAAUCCAGAGUGCUAAUAAAAGAAGUAAAGCUUUGAAAUCUCCGGUGCCUGCUCACAGUCAUCACUAACCAGCUUUACCUGGAGUACACAUGAAAUGAAACAUCAGUCAGCUUGUAAAUUUAAGUAAGCUGUGUUAGACUGUACACUUGUUUAAGUAUCGCUUACUUCAUGGCAUGAAUAAAUGGAUCUGUGAAAUUCACUGAAAAAAAAAAGA